AGACUGUCAGGAUGGGAAGGUUGGUUGGCCCGGGUUCAAAGUUGUUGACAGGAAAAUACGUACACAGAAGCAGCGAGAAAUUCACAAUAAUGAAUAAAUCAACAAAUCUAGGAAAAUUUUGAAUGUUUCAAUUUGUUGUUAAUGUUGGACAAUACAUACCAGUUGUACCGUUGUAUUCCACGCAACAUGACUUUAUCUUGUUAUUUAAAAAAAAAUCGUAUGUUUUCCUAUAGGAUAAGUGAUGAGGGGAACCUAGAAACGUCAAACCAAACAGCGAAGAUGCAGUGUACCAGACAGAAUAAUUUCGUGUUUGCCAAGGUGCACAAAUGUGGCUCCUCUACAAUCCAGGCCAUCUUCUUCCAUUACGCCUAUAACCACAAGUUGAUAGUGGCUCUUCCAAUGCGUACCAGAAGAGCAUGGAUCGGAAAACCUCACAACAUCACAAGCAAAUCCUACAGAGCGACCCCUGGCGGGAAACAGUGGAACAUCUUCAACCAUCACAAUGUUUAUGACAAGGAAAUGUUUCUAAAGCUGAUGCCACCAGACACAAAAUUUGUCACAAUUCUCAGAGAACCGUCAAGUCGAAUAAGUUCGGCUUUUAACUAUUUCCACUUGCACAAUUUUUUCACUGGAAUGUCGGAUUCUGUAACUAAAAAUAGGACUUCUCCCGUGAAGAUUUUUAUGAACGAUCCUUGGUACUGGGAGAAACGUUUUCAUCCACCGCUCAAAACCGGAGCGGGCUCGAUCUAUGAUUACGGUUGCAUUCGAAACUGCAUUGCGCAUGAUCUUGGCCUUGAAGAAAAACGUCGUACGGACCCGGAUGCCGUAAAACGUUACAUCGAAGAGCUGGACGAAGAUUUUACGACAGUGAUGGUUUUGGAGCGACUAGACGAAUCACUGGUGAUGCUGAAACGUCGCAUGUGUUGGUCACUGAGGGACAUCAUCUACCGAAAAGGCACCAGGCUCAAGAGUCGAUCUUAUAAGUUUAAAGGCGAAUCCGUGCAACUGAAGGGGUCUGACAUGAAGAACAAUUUUACACAGAAAAUGUUGGAUAACUUUAAAAACUUCAGCGCAGCAGACUUUGCGAUCUACAACCAUUUUUACGCAAAGUUGUCAAAAGAAAUCGCAAAAGAAGGACAGGAUUUUGUCGAGGAGGUCACACAGUUUCAAAACAUACUAGCUGAUGUAGGCCACUAUUGCAGAACACCACAUAAAGCACCUGUAUUAUGGCUUGAGAAGUCGAAGUGGAACGCUAGGUUUUCUAUAGACGUCAAAUUUUGCACAUUGUUAAGAAAAGAGCGACCUGGAUGGGCUGGACUUUUGAAAAGACAAUACUAUGAUCAUGUCUAAAACAGCAAUCACAGUAAAGGCUAGGAUAUUUACAGGCAAUCUAUUACAUAAACUGUGAGCUACAGUAAAAGGUUAUCAAAACAUCGAUAUUGUAUGACUUAAUAAGAAUAUAUGAUCAGCUUGAUGCUGCACAUACUCCAGAUUCUCUUUAGAGCCCUGAGUAUAUCAUUCAAAGUUAUACUUGAUUGCAGUGUCUACAACCAUCAAUUCUACUGUACGCAGCAAUACCACUGUCCCAUAGGCUUUGCAUUUACAGAAAAUAUUUUCUGCGUAUACUGGCUUACUGCACACAGAAUUUUAACAAGACAAAGGAAUUAUUCAUGUACAAAGAUAUCUGUCUAAGUCUUCAUCACCAAAGACUGUAACAUUAUAUGUUAUUUUAUCUACUUAUUUCGGACACUGAGGUCCGCGAAAUAGCCAGAUCAGUUUGACUUAUACAGCAAUCAUAUACAUUAUGUAAAUUUGAUAUUGUGACGGCGUCUCAGCUGAUGACGAAACUAUAAG
Molecule: messenger RNA, 1854 nt
Organism: Branchiostoma floridae (Florida lancelet)
Lineage: Eukaryota; Metazoa; Chordata; Leptocardii; Amphioxiformes; Branchiostomatidae
Product: galactose-3-O-sulfotransferase 3-like
Exons: 2
Coding region: 142-1350 (402 amino acids)
Biological process (GO): glycolipid biosynthetic process
Cellular component (GO): membrane
Molecular function (GO): galactosylceramide sulfotransferase activity
Source: RefSeq, a predicted model, not a curated record